AUGUUGCUCUACAACAAGCAGAAGAAGAAUCAGGCUAAAGGGAACCGGAUUCUGAUCAGCGUUACGGUUCUGGGUAGCGCCGGUCCGAUCCGGUUCGUUGCGUUCGAGGAAGAUCUCGUCGCUUCUGUGAUCGACACUGCCCUUAAAUGCUACGCUCGCGAAGGUCGUCUUCCUCUUCUCGGAUCCGAUUUCAAUGACUUCUCUCUCUAUUGCCCCAUGGUUGGACCUGAAGCUUUAAGCACAUGGAACGCAAUUGGAUCGCUUGGAGCAAGGAACUUUACUCUGUGUAGGAAACCAGAGGAGAAGAAGGUUGAUGAGCGAUCUAAUGCUUCCACCAUUAACAGAGCAAGGAAAGGUGGGAGCUUGAAAGCUUGGAUCAACAAGUCCUUUAGCCUCAAAGUCUCCAGCCAUUGA
Microthlaspi erraticum is the source of this 414-nucleotide messenger RNA. The record is from the annotation of a GenBank genome assembly. NCBI's taxonomy places the organism in Eukaryota, Viridiplantae, Streptophyta, Magnoliopsida, Brassicales, Brassicaceae.